Molecule: messenger RNA, 768 nt
Organism: Striga asiatica
Lineage: Eukaryota; Viridiplantae; Streptophyta; Magnoliopsida; Lamiales; Orobanchaceae
Source: the annotation of a GenBank genome assembly
AUGCCUCGUUUGGGAAAGGAAGCCACACAAGACGAGCUUCUUUAUGAUGCUCGUUGGACCAAAGACGUGGACAACCUCUUCAUAGACCUUCUUGCCGAGGCACAUGUUGGUGGGGAAUGGAGACAGGGCAGACCAAGCCCUCAUGUAUUCCACUACUACCAUGGUGUAUUAGAUGCAGAUGUCGGUGCAACCUUUACUCUCAAAGAACUUGAGGAACGGUUCGAUUUUCUUCACAAGCGGCUCCGUGUUUUUAGUUGGAUGCUACAAAAACACGGGUUGCGUCAUUGUGUUGAAGCCAAAUUUCUCUUGCUAUGUGUUGAAGCCAAAUUUCGAGGGGCCUCUGUUGUUCUUUGUGUUUUACUGACUGAGUCCGACCCAUUCUCGGUGGCAUACCAACAUUCCGGGGACCCGCGUUGGGCGGACAUACGAUAUUUGUUCACAGAGGUGUACGAAGCCACAUCAAAUGCACCAUUGGUCUUGGACCAAAAUUCCACCAACGAAUAUGAUGUGGCUUGGUUGACCGAACAGUCCUACGUCUUCUCGCUUUCUUCUAUCACUAAUGCAACAUUAAAUGGCUCAAUCGGAAACAACCUUUUACUUCCACCAAAUCCCCGAGAACGUGAUGCUUCCUCGGAAGGUUCAGUGAACACACACACACAUGUGAACAUUCUAAGGCGGGGGGGUGGAACACCGUUGCGUAUUCCCCGACCACCGCGUAAGCCGGCGCCAUCAUCAUGCAAAGGGUCUUCUAGUGAUCCACGGAACUGA